AAUCUUGAGCAAUCGAUGUACUGCUUCUAGGCAAAGUUGCCUGUAUGAUCGACUCGUAAUGUCUGUUUACGUAAGUCUUCUCAGCGCGCGAAAAAGCUGUGCUAAUCCCGCGUUUGAGAGCGCAGACUAGUGUGGAAUAUAUCACUUUUGGUCCUCCAGUUGAUCAACAUGGGAAUUCACGGCCUUGCAAAGUUAAUAGCUGAUCAGGCGCCGGCAGCCAUCAAGGAGCAGGACAUUAAAAAUUAUUUUGGCCGCAAGAUCGCUAUAGAUGCCUCCAUGUGCAUUUACCAGUUUCUGAUCGCAGUGAGACAAGAUGGAAACGUUUUACAGAACGAAGAUGGCGAGACGACAAGCCACCUCAUGGGCAUGUUCUACAGGACUAUCCGAAUGCUGGACAACGGCAUCAAGCCUGUGUAUGUGUUUGAUGGGAAACCUCCGCAGCUCAAGUCUGGAGAGUUAGAGAAGAGAGGAGAGAGAAGAGCCGAAGCUGAAAAGCUGCUAGCACAAGCACAGGAAAUGGGUGAACAGGAGAACAUCGACAAGUUCAGCAAACGUCUUGUGAAAGUCACCAAGCAGCAUAAUGAGGAGUGUAAAAAACUCCUCACCUUAAUGGGGGUGCCUUAUAUAGAGGCUCCGUGUGAGGCCGAAGCCAGCUGUGCAGCUCUGGUGAAGGCGGGGAAAGUGUUCGCCACAGCAACUGAAGAUAUGGAUGGAUUAACGUUUGGCACAAACGUCCUGCUGAGACACUUAACCGCUAGUGAGGCUAAGAAGCUUCCCAUCCAGGAGUUUCAUUUCAGCCGCAUUCUGCAGGAAAUGAACUUGUCACAUCAACAGUUCAUCGAUUUAUGUAUUCUACUGGGCUGCGACUACUGCGGCACAAUCAAAGGAAUUGGACCCAAGAGAGCAAUUGACCUCAUCAAACAACAUGGUUCAAUUGAAGAAAUCCUUGACAACAUUGACCAGUCUAAACACCCUUCCCCAGAAGACUGGCUUUAUAAGGAGGCUCGAGCCCUGUUCCUGGAGCCUGAGGUGGUGGACUGUUCCACCGUGGAGCUCAAGUGGAAUGAGCCUGAUGAGGAGGCACUGGUCCAGUUUAUGUGCAAUGAGAAACAGUUCAGUGAGGAGCGCAUCCGUAACGGCUCUAAGAAAAUAAUGAAGAGCAGACAGGGGAGCACUCAGGGGAGACUGGACACGUUCUUUACCAUCACAGGGUCCAUCUCUUCUAAACGCAAGGAGCCUGAGACGAAGGGCUCAGCCAAGAAGAAACAGAAGAUGGGGGCAACACCAGGCAAAUUCAAGAAGGGCAAAUGAAAAAAAAUGCUGAAGUGAACGUCUGUGGGUCUUUAAGGAGCCGUAACUAUAGAGUGCGCUGUAACAGUCCUUGUGUUGCUUCCUGUGGCCUUUUCAUAUUGAAAAGUUCCCUGAAACAACACAGCACAGAAAAACCUGUUUUUAUUAACUUGUUCCUGCUUGAUUUAAAUAAAGAAACUUUUCUAAACAA
Molecule: messenger RNA, 1501 nt
Organism: Hemibagrus wyckioides
Lineage: Eukaryota; Metazoa; Chordata; Actinopteri; Siluriformes; Bagridae
Gene: fen1
Product: flap structure-specific endonuclease 1
Exons: 11
Coding region: 169-1311 (380 amino acids)
Cellular component (GO): nucleus
Molecular function (GO): 5'-3' exonuclease activity; RNA-DNA hybrid ribonuclease activity; DNA binding
Source: RefSeq, a predicted model, not a curated record